AUGCCUCCCAGGAAGCGCGCGAGGGGCGAAGUCGCCGCAACGCCAGGCGCAACUCGGGACGAUGGUGCCAUGGCCAUUGACACCCCAGCGGCCAGCGAAGCCGGGGAUCCCUCAAAACGUGAUGCCCCGAACUACAACAACAUGUGGACGGAUGACCAAAUCGCUUCCCUUUUCAAGGGCGUCAUUCGCUGGAAGCCGGCGGGCAUGCACAAACAUUUCAGGAUGAUUGCGAUAUCUGAACACUUGCGAAAUCACGGCUUCGACCCCGAUGUUUAUCAGCACACCAGAAUUCCCAACAUUUGGGACAAGUUACGCACAUACUAUAAUCUAGACCUCAUCGACGAGCGAGAGUAUUUUGACGACGACGAGCCUGAAGAUAAAUAUGUCGACUUCAGACUACCUCGCUCCCGCUUCCUUGACUCCAUGAUGCAGAGAGCGGUGGCCGACUCUAGUGAAGCGCCUACCUCCCCGCCAGAACUGGACCUCUCGCCCGGCCUGUCGCAUUCUAGAAAACGAAAGAGAGCAGGAACCGCAUCAAAGGUCAGAGCAGCCGACGCUGAGGAUACCGAGGAUGCCAUGGAUGCGCCAUCUCCAGCUACUAAGCCAACCAGAGGCGCAAGAGGACGCACGAGGGCGACGAGCCAACAGUCCAAGCCGGAGAAGAAGGACAAGAGUGAAAAAGCCGAGACGACUGAGGAGGAAGACGCCGAAAACGAACAGGAGGAGAGCGGAUUUGGGGAGGACGAGGAAGAAGAUGAAGAAGCUGAGAGCGAGGGCGAAGAUGAAGAUGUGGAAGAGGAGGAGGCGGACGAGAGCGCUGAGGAAGGUGGUACGCCGGCGUCGAGGUCAACCAGGGCGGCCACGAGGAAGAGCGUUGCUCCUAAACCUAAGCCUACAACACGGAGGACAAGAUCAAGAAAAUGA
This is a messenger RNA of Metarhizium album ARSEF 1941, 924 nucleotides long. Its product is annotated as CT20 family protein. Gene Ontology annotation, cellular component: nucleus; NuA4 histone acetyltransferase complex. The record is from RefSeq and is a predicted model, not a curated record. Lineage: Eukaryota; Fungi; Ascomycota; Sordariomycetes; Hypocreales; Clavicipitaceae. Bases 1 to 924 code for a protein of 307 amino acids. Gene Ontology annotation, biological process: regulation of transcription by RNA polymerase II. The transcript has 2 exons.